Messenger RNA from Aegilops tauschii subsp. strangulata, 1157 nucleotides. RefSeq names its product serine/arginine-rich SC35-like splicing factor SCL30A. Gene Ontology annotation, molecular function: RNA binding. The record is from RefSeq and is a predicted model, not a curated record. NCBI's taxonomy places the organism in Eukaryota, Viridiplantae, Streptophyta, Magnoliopsida, Poales, Poaceae.
CCCACCCUUUCUACAUAUCGCGUCCUCGCCACCCCCACCUCUCUCGCCCUCUCUUUCCCUUCGCACAAUCGCGGCGUCGGCGGCUGCGGCGGAACCUCCCGGCGAUCACCGGACUCACCCCGGCAGGCAAAGCAAUGAGGAGGUACAGUCCCCAAUACCGGAGUCCCCCAAGGAGGGGAUAUGGUGGCAGAGGUAGAAGUCCCCCGAGGAGGGGAUAUGGAGGACGGAGGGAGCAGGGUUCAGGAAGCCUCUUGGUCCGCAACAUCCCAUUGAGCUGCAGGCCGGAGGAUCUGCGGGUUCCUUUUGAAAGGUUUGGUCCUGUUCGGGAUGUGUACCUACCAAAGGAUUAUUACACCAGGGAGCCCCGAGGGUUUGCAUUUGUGGAGUUUGUUGACCCUUAUGACGCCUCUGAUGCACAAUAUCACUUGAACCACACAGUAUUUUGUGGCCGAGAGAUAACUGUUGUUGUUGCUUCCGAGUCACGGAAAAGGCCAGAUGAUAUGCGUAAUAGGGCUAGAAUCAGGGGGUAUUCUGGUGAACCUGAAAGGCGUCAUUCUCGUUAUGGGAGGUCUCGUUCCCGUUCACGCUCCUACUCUCCUCGCUAUCGGGGCCGUCCUCGGUCAAGGUCAAGGUCAUACUCUCCUGCUCCAAGACGGCGAGAUGACUACUCUGCUUCCCCACCAAGAUCACAUCACACACAGUCUCCUAGGCGUCUGCCAAAGGGGCAUGAAGAAGACGAGCGGAGAUCCUAUUCUCCUGCUGGUAGAGGUGGUGGUGAGCGUGAUGCUGAUACUAAUGGAAAGAGGUCACCACCAUCUGACACUGAAGGAUCACCUCCACGCACCCGUAGGUCACCCAGGCAAUCCUCAGGAUCACCCGUGGGGUCGCGCUCAAGGUCCCCUGAAGCUUCUCCUGCCCGCAGCGACUGAUAAAAUUGGUGCCUCCCAUAUUGCCGCGUCUCCCACAGCGGCGCGGCCAUGUACUCUAUCUCUAGCUUCAUUGUCUGAGUAAAACCCAUCUGGGAUGUGUUGGCUAGUGUUGCGGUGCCUCUUUAGUUAGCAGAUAUGACUGGUUGGCUGUUCUUUUGCUGCUUGGUGUUGUUGAACCUUGUACCAUGGUAGUGUUUUAAUGUGAACUGAGCCACAAUUGUGUUUGAA